AUGGCAUCGUUUAAUCACAACAUCUUCAUCAUCAUCAUCAUCACCCUCAUCGCCCCCACCACCGCUUGCCUUCAUCCUCUCUUCCUUUCUGUCACCCCCUCUACUCUGCACUCCCACCGCAUUAAAAAAUCUGUCACAAGUGACACUUCUGACAGUGAUGAAGACAUGGAGACCAUUCUUACCCCACCCCCUCACCACUCCAACGACGAGACUCCACCCCCUCAUCACUCCAACGACGAGACUCCACCCCCUCAGCGCUCCAAAGACGAGACUCCACCCCUCAUCAGUUGCCUUCAGAAUAUCCAGCACAGCCAUCCACAAGUGGCCAAACGCCCCAAAAACGAUGUCACGAUUGCCCAAAUCUUGGAGGAGCUUGCUGAGAAAAUUAACAGCAAGGACAUCUGCAAAUUUAAUAUCAACAGAGCAAAUGUUCUGGAUGGUGCCAUCCGUGGGUUUCGGAGGCUGACUUACAACCCCUGCAGUACGAUGACCAUAAAGUUCUCUGAUGAUAAGGGCACGCGUGAAGAGGCUAUAGAUCUAGGGGGCCCAAAACGUGAAUUUUUGAGAUUACUUGUGGAGGCACUGUCACAGUGUGACAUGUUUGAGGGGCAGGAGGGACACUUAAACCUUGCCCUGGAUUCCACAGCUCUACGUGAGGAUCUCUAUUACCAUGCUGGCACAGCGGUGGCUGUAUGUUUGGUCCACGGAGGCCCAUCCCCUUCCUUCCUUUCAAAGACCCUAUUUGAUUGGAUUGCACACGGGCUCGAAAGGUGCAGACCAGUUCUAGAGGACAUUGGUGAUUUCAAAUUGCGCCAAAAACUGGAACAGAUUUCUGAAGCCAAAACUCUUGGUGAGCUCAAAGCAACAGCAGAACCACUUACUGACUAUCUUGCUAUUGCUGGCUGCUUGAGGAACCUGAGCUCUCUUGCUGACAAGGAUCAACUAGUACAAGACAUUAUGAUGUUCCAUGUUAUUCAUCGUGUGAGGGGACCCUUUGAAAGAUUCAGAGAGGGACUGAAAACACUUGGUAUUCUUGAGAAAAUCCAGCUUCACUCAGACGUGUUUCGCAAGGUCCUCUGUUAUACCCCAGAUGGUCUAUCAGCUGAUAACAUGGAUGACCUUUUCGAAAUCAGAUGGUCGGAAACUGGCAGCAAUAGGAGAAGAGAGGAAAACAAAGUCGUGGCGUACUGGAGAGAUUUCCUCCAAGACGCAGAAGAGGAAUCAGGGACCACAACCCUACAGGAGAUACUGACGUUUGCCACGGGGUCCAAUAUGGUGCCACCAAUUGGCUUCGCACCACAGCCCUCGGUGGAGUUUUUGCACAACGGUGGAAAAUAUCCAACAGCCAACACAUGUAUUAAUUGUUUACAUUUGCCAAUCCAUGCCAGAUAUGAUGAUUUCAAAAACGCUAUGCAUUUUGCCAUUCAGAACACCCAAGGAUUUGGAAUGGCCUAA
Messenger RNA from Lampris incognitus (smalleye Pacific opah), 1455 nucleotides. RefSeq names its product G2/M phase-specific E3 ubiquitin-protein ligase-like. NCBI's taxonomy places the organism in Eukaryota, Metazoa, Chordata, Actinopteri, Lampriformes, Lampridae. The transcript has 7 exons. Gene Ontology annotation, cellular component: nucleus. Bases 1 to 1455 code for a protein of 484 amino acids. Gene Ontology annotation, molecular function: ubiquitin-protein transferase activity. The record is from RefSeq and is a predicted model, not a curated record.